CGCAGCCACUCAAAGCCACACUCAAACCUGUCUAGCAACACAAACCUGGGCACAUUUUUUUAACGUUGACUCUACAGUUCUGAAGUUUGGGACCGAGGUCUGCUGGAUUAAGUGAGACAGAGAGAUGAUAAUAUUUGCUAAUAUGAAUUAUUCAAAUACCCCACAGCUCAGAGGAGUCGAGGCAUUAUUCUGUUCAUCUAUGAUCUCAUGAUGACUACCGAUAUUUCUGAACCUUGAUCUCCUGUCUGCUUCAAACAUCUGCCACAUAACAGGCUUGGGAUCAGUUGAUGUGGGCCAACAUGUCAUUUUCACAGCAGGUUCUGGUGAACUUUGAAUUCAAUUACACCACUAAAGAAGGUAGAACGGUGUCCAUCAAACCCAACGAGCACUACAUCCUAGUAGCCAAGACCAAUGACAAUUGGUGGCAUGUUCGCCGGAAUGAAACAGACGAGCCUUUUUACAUCCCAGCAAAGUAUGUGACAGAGCUUCCACCUGAGCACAAUCAAACUCCAUUGGACACUCCGGAGGAGUUUAGCGGACAUGAAUCCCUCCUGUCAAGCUCCGGGACAGCUUUUCCUUUUACACUCCCUGACACCCACACCUCUGCAAAGGUGAAGCUUAGACUCCCAGCCUCAAUAAAAAAGGACACAGAGAAAGACGGUCAUAGAAUGUCAACUUACAUUAUUCCAAAGUAUUUCUUUGAACCAAAGGUUUUGGAACCAAACCCCACACAGACUGAAGCAGAGGGCAGUCUUGCACCUGAACAUGAUAGCCAUGACAAGACCCCCAACUCUGCUUCUCCAACUAAUAGGGAAACACCACACACUAUCUUACUGCCUCGUGUCCAUACAAUCAACACGCUAUCCUCUGAGAUGGAGACAAAAUCAACCAUGAACAAGAAAGAGACAACUGAGAGGCCUCAGGCGGACACAAAGAAUCUGGAUGAAGAUAUUCAGAUGCUCAUAAGAGCUGGGUGGAGUCCCGCAAUAUGGAACGUCACAGAUGAUGGCAAGAUUUUGUAUGAGAGUAUAGAUACUGUGAGGGAACCAGAAUCCCCAAAAAACAAGGACAAUCCAGCAGGGACUGUCCGGACACCAAAUUCCACCACAGUCCCAACCCCAGUUACACCGGACAAAUCCAUGGUAGAGGAUGACAGCGCCCUUACAGCGGUGUAUGUAAACAUCCCUCAGCUGCGCGAAAGUGCCUUUGACACAUCCAGUCCCUCUACUUCUCCAUCACAAAAGUUCCCGAACCCUCCCAACACCCACCUUCUGGACUCAGGAUGGGAGGUCCACACUGACGACCAGAGUGGGCAAGAGUACUACUUCCACUCUUCUACGGGCCGCAGCACCUGGGAGUAUCCGCUCAGCAACUCCAUGGAGUCUUUGGUGGGGGCGGAGGAGUCCCGUUCCCCACCGUCUUUUCCCCAGUCUCCAGGCUGUUCGCCAGUGAGCCCUCCUCCACCUGCUCAGAGGUGGAGCUCAGAUUGGGAGAAGGUGCUGGAUGAGAAUACUGGCAGGCAUUACUUCUUCAACUCUGUGUCAGGACAGAGCUCUUGGGAUCCUCCAGAGGAUAUUGGCUUAUCAGAGAGCAGGAAUUUGCUAGAAGAUUGCCCGCCUCCAUUUCCUGAGGAAGACUACCCAGCAUCUCCAGAGCAGGAGGAGGAAACAUCUCCGCUCUCUGUGCCCCUUUCCGCAGAGUAUUCGUUGAUCCAUGUGAAGAAGUCCCCUAUCCCCAGGGCAAGCCUGGAUCGGAACACGCCUCCUGGCUGGUCCCUCAGCAUAGACCCUGAUGAAACUUGGGUCUUCACGAGUGAUCACACACAGGAACAGUGGAUCAAGUCACUAGAUGAUCAGGGACGGACAUACUACUACCUCAGAGAUGGCACCAAGUCCCUGUGGAACUUACCAGAGUACUCUGGCAGUCCAGGCCAGUAUGGAGUGGGAAACGGGGCUUCGGGUGAGCAGGACGGAAUGGGAUCAUUAAAUAACUGGAGACACAGUACGGGAUAUCAGGAGGAUAAGUUCCACUCAUCAUAUCGUCUGAAUACAUCAGACAACAACAUCUACAGCUCUCCCGAGAUUCCUAAUGUUUCAAACUUGGAGAAGGCUGGAAUCCUGAACAAAACUAAGGUGUCUGAAAAUGGGAAAAAAGUCAGAAAGAACUGGGCUCAUUCCUGGACGGUUCUUCUUGGAGGAGUACUGACAUUCCAUAAAGACCCAAAGUCCACACCAACCGGAUCAUCGAGCAAGUCAAAUCAGAUAGUCCCAGAAUUCACAGUGGAUUUGAAUGGAGCAACAAUUGGCUGGGCAACCAAGGAUAAAUCAAGCAAGAAAAAUGUUUUGGAGCUUAAGAGUCGGACUGGCUCGGAGUACUUGAUCCAAUACGACACGGAAAGCAUCAUCAAUGACUGGCAUAAAAUCAUCACAGAUACCAUACGCCAGCUGGAUUUGGAUCAGCAUCACUCUGAAGAUGAGGAUGAAAUCAGCGAGAAGUCCUCUAGCACAGAUAGAGAGGAAAGAUCCAUCGACAAAAGAAGAAUGAGCAUUGCAACUCGAAAGCCUUCCACCAGUUCAGCAUCUGAUGCAGAUCAGAAGAAAGUCCGCACCAAACUGAAGAAGUUUCUCCUGAAGCGGCCCACACUGCAGUCCGUCAAAGAUAAAGGCUAUAUCAGAGAAAAUGUAUUUGGAUGUCACUUGCACAAUUUGUGUGCUCAGGAGAGGACCACAGUACCCAGCUUUGUGGAGUUAUGCAUCCGGACUGUAGAGAAAAGAGGUUUGGAAAUCGAUGGACUUUACAGGGUUAGUGGGAAUCUGGCGGUCAUUCAGAAACUGCGUUUCAAAGCAGAUCAUGAGGAUCUGGACUUGGAGGAGGGUAACUGGGAUACCCAUGUGAUCACAGGAGCACUAAAGCUGUUCUUCAGAGAGCUGCAGGAGCCUCUCUUCCCUUACAAUCUCUUCAAUGAAUUCAUCUGUGGCAUCAAAAUCCCUGAAUAUUACAAUAAACUUUCCCACAUGAAAAAUCUUGUAAAGUCUUUACCAGCACCCAACUAUGACACAAUGGAAGUGCUAUUCAGCCAUUUACGCAAGGUCAUCCAACAUGGAGAUGAAAACAGAAUGACUGUACAGAAUGUGGCCAUUGUUUUCGGCCCAACGUUACUCAAACCUGAGGUGGAGACAGCAAACAUAACCAUGUACAUGGUCUUCCAGAACCAGAUUGUAGAGUUCUUGCUCAGUGAAUUUGAGUCUAUCUUCCACAUGUGAUUACAUAAACUAUCAUGGGCAAAUAACAAGCAUCAGAUUGUGAAACUUUAUGUAAAAUAGUUUUAUAAAAUAGUUAUGGGCUACUCGUGUUUUUUCUUGCUGCAAACAGAAUAUGACAAUUAAAUAAUAAUUAAGUUUAACUUUGGUUUUCUUUGGUCUUUUGCCUUUCUAUAGAGGAGUGCAAAACCCUGAAGGUUUGAAAAAUUUGUUCCUUUAGUUCCUACAAUGGUUUACAGUGGUUACAAUGUCCAAUGUGAAAGUAGUUUAAUAAUAUUUAAAAUUACAAUGUUUAAAUAUUUUUUUAAAUGUUUUUCUUCUUCUAAUUCUCUGUAACAUAGAAAUGUACAAAGAAUAUACUGCAGGUUUGUGACUGUAAAUUGGAAAUGCUGAGUUACAUGUAUAUUGUUAUUUAGCCACAAUAUUUGUGAUUUUGUGGUACAAAAAUAUAGUGUCUGUGAACAUGAAUUUGCACAUAGAUUAAGCAUUAAUAUUAUUUUCAACCUGGCGUACUAAAAUAAUCAUUGUAAGUUGUUUGAAGGUGUGUGUGUAUAGAAAAGGCAUAUUUAUGUAAAUUACUUGGAGUAAACAGGUUUUUAAUAAAGUAAC
Xyrauchen texanus (razorback sucker) is the source of this 3869-nucleotide messenger RNA. Its product is annotated as rho GTPase-activating protein 27-like. Bases 288 to 3263 code for a protein of 991 amino acids. Lineage: Eukaryota; Metazoa; Chordata; Actinopteri; Cypriniformes; Catostomidae. Gene Ontology annotation, cellular component: cytoplasm. The transcript has 18 exons. The record is from RefSeq and is a predicted model, not a curated record. Gene Ontology annotation, molecular function: protein binding. Gene Ontology annotation, biological process: signal transduction; regulation of GTPase activity.